Molecule: messenger RNA, 4541 nt
Organism: Trifolium pratense (red clover)
Lineage: Eukaryota; Viridiplantae; Streptophyta; Magnoliopsida; Fabales; Fabaceae
Product: pentatricopeptide repeat-containing protein At3g22150, chloroplastic
Exons: 2
Coding region: 8-2515 (835 amino acids)
Biological process (GO): RNA modification
Molecular function (GO): protein binding; RNA binding
Source: RefSeq, a predicted model, not a curated record
UGGAUAGAUGAAGAAGACACAUAACAUAACCAAAUCAUCCAAUUCCAAAGCUAUGAAUGAAACCAACGCUAUUACUAGAAUCACCACCACCACCACCACUUCCUCCGUCGUUCCUCUCCCCGUCUCAACCACCACCACCACCACCCAAAUCCACGUCACUCCAAAACAAAAACAAUGGAACAAAGCAAUCAGCACAAGCAUUCGUUCACGUCUCAGCAAACUCUGCCGAGAAGGCCAACCUCACCUCGCUCGCCACCUCCUCGAAACUCUCCCCCGUCCUUCCACCGUCGUCUGGAACUCCGUCAUCAUCGGUUUCAUCUGCAACAACAUGCCUCAUGAAGCUCUUCUUUUAUACGCUCAAAUGAAAUCCACACCAAAUACUCGUUUUGAUCCUUAUACUUUUUCUUCCAUUCUUAAAGCUUGUGCUUUAACCAAUGAUAUAGUUACCGGUAAAGCUAUUCACUCUCAUUUUCUUCGUUCUCAUUCGAUUUCGAAUGAGAACCCUGGUCCUAGUAGAAUUGUUUACAAUUCUCUAUUGAAUAUGUAUUCUUCUUGUCAACAUGAUUAUGUCCUCAAGGUGUUUGGUGUAAUGCGUAAACGAAAUGUUGUUGCUUGGAAUACUUUGAUUUCUUGGUAUGUUAAAAGCAAUCGUUAUCAACAAGCGCUUAAUGCUUUUGCUACUAUGAUUAAUCAAUCUGUUACUCCUACUCCUGUUACUUUUGUGAAUUUAUUUCCUGCUUUGUCCAAAUUCCGUGAUUCUAGGAUUGCUCAUUUGUUUUAUGGGUUUCUUCUUAAAUUUGGUCAUGAGUAUGUUAAUGAUGUGUUUGUUGUAAGCUCUGCGAUACUUAUGUUUGCUGAUCUUGGUUGCAUGGAUUAUGCUCGUAUGGUUUUUGAUCAAUGUUCUAAUAAAAAUACUGAGAUUUGGAACACUAUGAUUGCUGCAUAUGUUCAAAAUAAUGGUCCCGUUGAAGCAAUUGAUGUAUUUGUUCAAGCCUUGGAGUCAGAGGAGGGAAAGGGUAUAUGCGAUGAUGUAACUUUGCUCUCUGUUCUUACCGCUGUUUCACAGGUUCAGCAAAUCAAAUUGGCCGAGCAGUUUCAUGCUUUUGUUCUAAAAAAAAUUCCGGUUUCGCCGAUUAUAAUUCUCAAUGCUAUCACUGUUAUGUACUCGAGGUGCAAUCUUGUUGAUACUUCGUUUAAGGUUUUUGAUAAGAUGUUGGAAAGGGAUGCUGUUUCGUGGAAUACUAUAAUAUCUGCUUUUGUACAGAAUGGUUUCGAUGAGGAAGCGCUUAUGCUUGUGUGUGAGAUGCAGAAGCAAAGGUUUUUGAUUGACUCCAUUACCGCGACAUCCCUUCUUUCUGCAGCCUCAAACCUUAGGAACUCGUAUAUUGGAAGGCAAACUCAUGCGUAUCUGAUUCGCCAUGGGAUACAGUUUGAGGGAAUGGAGAGUUAUUUGAUUGAUAUGUAUGCAAAAUCCGGCUCAAUUAGGUCUUCCGAAUUGUUGUUUGAGCAUAACUGCUUGAGUAGUAAAGAUGAGGCCACAUGGAAUACUAUGAUUGCUGGUUAUACUCAGAAUGGGCUCAAUGAGAAAGCUAUUUUCCUGCUUAAAGAGAUGUUGGUGAAAAAGGUAAUACCAAAUGCAGUGACAUUGGCAUCGAUUCUUCCUGCUUGUAGUUCAAUGGGAAGCAUGGGAUUUGCUAGACAACUUCAUGGAUUCUCCAUACGUCAUUUCUUGGAGAAAAAUGUUUAUGUGGGAACUGCUUUAACUGACACGUAUUCCAAAUGUGGUGCAAUCAGUUAUGCUGAAAAUGUUUUUGUGAGAAUACCUGAGAAGAAUUCAGUCACAUACACCACAAUGAUGAUGUGCUAUGGUCAACAUGGGAUGGGUAAGAAAGCUCUUACCUUGUAUGAUUCUAUGCUGAGAUCGAGCAUUAGGCCUGACGCAGUUACUUUUGUUGCCAUCUUGUCUGCUUGUAAUUAUACUGGACUGGUUGAUGAAGGCCUUCAAAUAUUUGAAUCUAUGGAGAAAGUACAUAAAAUCAAGCCCUCAAUCGAACAUUAUUGUUGUGUUGCAGACAUGCUAGGGAGGGUUGGGAGGGUGGCUGAAGCAUAUGAGUUUGUCAAGGGAUUGGGUGAGGAUGCUAACACCAUGGAAAUUUGGGGAUCUCUUCUCGGGUCUUGCAAAAAUCACGGGCAUUUUGAAUUGGGAAAAGUUGUUGCCAAAAAAUUGCUGAAUAUGGGUAGGGAGAAGAGAAUGGCAGGAUAUCAUGUUCUGCUCUCAAAUAUUUAUGCAGAGGAAGGAGAGUGGGAAAAUGUUGAUAGAGUGAGAAAGCAGAUGAAGGAAAAAGGUUUGUACAAGGAAACAGGAUGUAGUUGGGUUGAGAUUGCUGGGUUUGUAAACUGCUUUGUAUCUAGAGAUGAGAAGCACCCUCAAAGUGAUGAAAUAUAUAAUAUGUUGAACAAGUUGACUCUAGACAUGAAGGAUGCAGGUUAUAAGCCACUUUAUAGCUCGAUUUAAAUACAAUUUUGGAUUGUGAUGAAUGAAUUAUUACAAGUUAUAUCAGAGUGAAGUGUUGGUUGCUCUAUGGUGGGCAGUUUGUCGUGAAAGUGACCUAGGAGCAUCGUUAAAAUAGUCACUGGAUCAAUUUUAACUGAUAAUAGUUUCAUGACCUGUAUAAAUUUAUUCCAUGUACACUACAAGAGCCGCUGGUUCGAAACUCUUACUCAAACUGUUCAUUCAUUUGAAACAGAUUGUAAUUGGUUAACAAAACUAUCAAUUCAUGUAUAUUACGAUAGUGCAAUUGAUUACUUACAAUUCUGAUCAUACUUUCACCUCCAAUUCAAGAAAUGGAAGCUAUAAAUAGGUAUGAUUCUUCAACUCAGCCUUUUAACGUUAUGUGGCAUUUUAUACAAUAUUUGGCUGUAGUCUAUUAGUAUUAGGCCUCCUAUCACCAAGACUUAUGUUAGAAAGAAGUAUAGAAAUCAAAUUGUAUUCAGGCAGAAGUUAUGUACUAUUAAAUCUGUGUGUGUACAAUAACUGCUAUGUAACUGCUGUAGGAAGUUAGAAUAAUAAAUAUAUGCUGAAAGGGAAACGGAUGGGGAUUCGAUCUUUUUAUGUUUGGUUGGUUGGGAGAGACUAGACUCUAAUUUCUGGUGGUUGGGUUUAUUGUAUUUCUUCUUGUUCAUGUAAACCAACUCUUGAGAAUGUUAUUCUCAGUGUUUAAUAUAAGUUAUAUUUAGUAUAUACUAUCCCUCACUUAUCCAUAAAUUCCUGAUCUAUCAUAGUCGUAUCGUAGGGCCUUUUUGAUAAAACUGAAAAUGUACAAUUAAAAGCAAGUACUAAUCUGUCAGUGUUAAGUUCAUUCACCUUUACUAGACUAGAAGAGUACACAAAAAAUUGUUUGCAUGAUGGAUUUUGAUAAUCUUUAUACUGCAUGAAUUGGGCACUGUACUAAUAGACAAAAUCCGUUGUUGUAAAUGGGUACUGCCGUACUGCUAUGACUGUUGGUGAGAUAAUGUAAUGGCAACAGCAUGUUGUUAAUGAAGAAUUCGAUGGAGCUGACAAUAUCGUAAUAUUUGGCGUAGUGGUGUCACUGGUGUGAGAAGGACAAUAAAUGGCAAACAGUAGGAAACAUCUAUCCUGAGGCAAAAAUAUGCUUGUGUGAUUAUUAUUCAGUUUGACCCCUGAACAUUCCUGCGAAUAGAUAGGCAAUUAGGAUGAGACCUUUUAUUUUCUACCAGCAAUUGCUAUACAAAAUAUACAACUGUCAAAGGGGAGAGUUCUUCCUAUUUCAUGCUUGCUUGUUGCCUAAACUUUGCUGGCGAAGAAUGAGCAGAUUAUGUAAUUUGAGCUUAGCAACAACUGCGAUGGGGUGAUAUGUCCAUUUGAGUUUGGUAUGGAACCUGGCUCUAAGAUUUUAUAUUCUUUUUCAGAUCAGGUUGGAUUUUGUUUUGGCGAACAGGUGCAUGAUAGGAGGCAACAAAGCAGGAGGCGGAAUAGAGCAUUCUUGUUUAUCUCGCACUGGAUGCUCAGUGGGAAUACGAUCAAGUAUUAUUUUGGAUUUUUUACACUUUGAUCAUUUUGGAAUAUGGCAAGCUGUCCGGUUUUAUCACAGGAGCUUAUUUAAGGAGGAAAAAUGUUAUAAGAAGGUUGUGUUUAACAGUUCUGAUUGGUGUUUUUUGUUUGUUAAUCGUACUUCUUAAUUCUUCUCUGAGAAUUCAGAAGUCUUCUAGGCUCUUUGUCCUUAACUAUGCUCCAUGGUUGUCUUGAGAUUAUGUAAACUCCUGUCUGUUAUAGCCACGUCUAGAAGUGCUCGAGAUGGCAUGAUGAGUGGCUUAAUUGAAACUAACUACACAGUUGUACAUUGAAAUAUUUUAGCCUCUCUGCUUUGACAUGUAUAACACACAACACAAUCUACAUGCAUAUGCAGUUAGAUGUAUAAAUUCCCAAUGGGUCUGACCCUAGACAAACUGUAAACUCAAUUAUGUAUGUAUAAGAAUAGAAUAAUACCAUGCAUUCUCAUUCUGCAAUUUUUUUUAUGCUA